AUGGUCCCAACAUCCGAUCGUCUUACUACCACCAAUGCUGCAAUCGAUCUGCUCAAAAGAAAGCUCGGCAGGAAUGCGCACGUUCUCGAUUACAUCCCUCUUAACAAAGUAGAGUUGAAGUUACACAACACCGGGUACGAUGGAUAUGCCCGAUAUGGCAUUCCUAUCGCCACAGUCGAGGACAAAAGUGGCAAGCAAUGGGCAGCCUGGGCGCUCAUGUCCACGACACUCCGAAAAGAUGGAAGCCAGGAACUGUGGAUUUAUGCCAUCGAAGCAGGAUCGAAGGCUGUUAAGCGAUACAACUUAGCUGACGUGAUCAAUGAGGGCAAGCUGCGCCAGGAGUUUCAAUUAGUCAAACAGAAAAAACGUGAGCUGAUCGCUGUACUGAAGGCUUGCUUUAUCCUCAAAAGCGGUCAUGUCCCCAAAGACAUCGCCUUUGCAAGCUCUUUUCUCAGAGAUCUUCGACGCGCCUGCCGCAUGUACAAGGACGACGAUACGGGUGCAGACGAAGACCAUAUAACGAACGAUCUAGAUGAUACAACGGAGAUUUCAACUAGCUCUCCGAAUCCUGAGCCCACACCCAAAUCCAGCCCCGACGCUCGUCGGAGUAGUCCCCCUGAAGCGAGUUUCCCACUUUCAUGGCCUAUUACGGAGCGGGGGCAUUUUGAAGAAAGUAAGUUUCAUAGCGCCACUAAUAGAUGCGCUAAGGAGCUAAUAGUUGAACAGACUCCUUCAUAUAAGGAGACUUUGAAGAAAGCCUCCUUCUUCGAUGUUGGCGACAUUUCGCGACCUCAACCGCCGCGGCUGAAGACCGCUAGCCCUAUAAGUCAAAUCUCAACUGUAGUGGCCAACGAAAACGGAGGUAAUCAUCACACACCUUCUAGUCAGCCAUAUUGCAUAACUACUGCCACAUCUAUCACACGGGCGCCAAAGAACAAUCUUGAUAGCUAUCUCGAGCUCCACGAGAAGCAAGGCGCUCUUUCCUCCGAACUGAGGAACAUUAACGGUAGCAUUGAGAAACACGAUGCGAAUCUGCAAAUCAAGCACAAGCGUCAGCGUGAAGAACUGGAUGCCAAACACAAGGAGGAGAUAGCUGAACAGUACAGGGAGCAGGCAAUUGAGGCCGAUGCAAGGAAAGAGGAGCUCAUACAGUUGAAGGUCAAGCUUGCGCAACAGAAGGACGAGCUAUUGAAUCAGCAGAGGGCUCAACUGCAGGCUAAGAACGCCAUAAGGGAGGAGGUCGAUCACAAGCGUGAGUCAUUCACGCGAGAAGAGCUAUUAAAGAUGGUGGAUGGACUGACGCCUUUCGCACUCAAGAGGAAGCGGAAGAGGGGUGAAGAUGGCGAGUGUGUGGAUGGAGAGAAGCAAUCUUAGCUUCGAUGCACAAAUAGCAAGGAUGCGCGCUUUCAUAGGUCCUUCGGCGAGGAGAAGCUUUGCUUAUCAACUAUAGGGCUCUAUAAUUGUCCUGAAG
Cucurbitaria berberidis CBS 394.84 is the source of this 1471-nucleotide messenger RNA. RefSeq lists its product as uncharacterized. The transcript has 4 exons. Bases 1 to 1374 code for a protein of 457 amino acids. NCBI's taxonomy places the organism in Eukaryota, Fungi, Ascomycota, Dothideomycetes, Pleosporales, Cucurbitariaceae. The record is from RefSeq and is a predicted model, not a curated record.